Dissoconium aciculare CBS 342.82 is the source of this 1086-nucleotide messenger RNA. RefSeq lists its product as uncharacterized. NCBI's taxonomy places the organism in Eukaryota, Fungi, Ascomycota, Dothideomycetes, Mycosphaerellales, Dissoconiaceae. The transcript has a single exon. Gene Ontology annotation, cellular component: mitochondrion. The record is from RefSeq and is a predicted model, not a curated record. Bases 81 to 839 code for a protein of 252 amino acids.
CCAGCAUCUGUACCAACGAUGUGCAAAGGCCUGACAUCAAGAUCCCACGUUACAAUCCGGCAUUGAGCACGUCGCUCAUCAUGCCUGCCAAAACGAUAAUCUCAUCAUUACUUCGCGCGCCUGCGAUCUCCCGUCAAAACGUCUGCUUCCAAUGCCGCUCCUUACAUCGACUGAACGCCAUACCAAACACAGUUCCUAAACCAAUUCCAUUCGUUCCAGAUGUACCAACAUUUCUCAAAUUAAUCGGUCGAUCACUCUCGAAACACGCCGCCGAGAUUCCGAGUUGGGAAGCACUCUUCACAUGGAGUUCAGAUCAACUCAAAGAAGCUGGAGUUGAACCGGCCCGGACGCGAAGGUAUCUGCUCUGGUGGCGCGAGCGGUAUCGAAAUGGCAUCUACGGCAUGGGAGGUGACUUGAAAUUUGUGAAAGACGGCGUGGCAGAGCUUAAGGUGGUACAAGUCACGGCUCCAACCGAUAACGCACACCUCACUGCUGGAACACUAAGUCAAGAUCCGGGAAUGAUGAAGGUGGUUAUUAACACGGAAUCUGCUAUUGACGAGGAGAAAGGCAAGGGCGCUUUGGAGGGUCUGGCGCCACCGGCACAUAUGAGCCUGCAACAGGCGAACAAGGUGCAGGUGCGAGGCAUCAAGCUAUUCCGUACCAACACCAUCGGAGGAACCGGGGUGGAGCAGGUGAAAGGACGUACAGGCGUUGCAAGGCUUCGUGUUACUGAGGGUCUGUGGGAGCAGCGCAGGGGUCACAAGGUUGACGGUGGUGAGCGCAGGCAAGCAAUGGUCAGGUCGAAGAGGAGAGCUGCCGAACGAAAGAAUGCGAAAUAGAGUCGCAUAUGUAACAACACUUGUAUCGUUGGAGGAAUGAGCUUGUCUCUCGUCUCUCAUCGACGGGGCGCAGAUGGUUUGGCGAUAUUUUGAGUCGCAUGAUGACGCUCAUGUAAAGUCUUAUUCGCGGGAAGGCAGGAGCAGUGCCCUUCCUGAUGUACAUUGAACAUUUCACGUGGAUGUCUGCCCAUGUAUGCUUAUCUCAAAUUCUCCCAUAUGUUCACAAGCGCGAUCACUUUUGGCUGUG